AUGAUGAAUCUAGGUUCUUAUUUUUAAUCGGAGCUCAAAGAGGUCUACGAGCAAGAAGGGCUUGUUGACAAUCAUUACAGCUUAUUAUUUUAAUCAUAAAAUGCAAGUUAAAAGUUUACCAAAAAGCAAAUUUCUGAUAAGCUAAGUGAAUAUAAAACAUUGAUAUCAUAGAUAGAUGCUUAGGAGGAUCCAAUGGCAACCUGGGAAGAGUAUUUAGACUUUUUGAUGAACUAUUAAGAUAGAACUAUUAGUGAAAUCAAUUAUUAAAUAUUUUAAGAACUGGAGAAAUUUACUAAAUAUUCUUGUGAGAGAGACUACAUUAAGAGAGAUCAUAGGUGUGUUAGGUUUUGGAUUGAAUAUAGUGAUAUGUGCAAAGAUAAAGAAGAUGUCAUUUAUCAUAUGGAAGAAAAUGAAAUAGGUGUUAAUAGUGCUUUUUUUUAUGAAGAGAUAUGUAAAAUAACAGAAAUGAAAAUGGAUUAUUAGCAGGCAGAUAGAUAUAUUUUAGAAGGGAAAUAUAGUUAAGCCUAACCAGAGGCUAAGAUGAACGAAGUUGUUACUUAGUUCGAAUAAAGAAUGGAAUAGAGGAUAAAUAGGUUAAAAUAGCUUAUGAGCAUGCAGAUUAUGUAUGAUAAUUAAUUAAGUGACUCCAAAAAAAGAAAAAGAUUUGAGUUUGAUCUUAGGAGUGAUAAUUUUUAAGAGUAGCAAUAGCCAAUUAUUAGAAAGAAUUUAGGUAAAAAUAAUAACAUGAUAAAAGAAGAAUAUGAUCAUAAAGGAGUUAAAUUUGGGAAUAAAAGAUUUUCUAAUGGUUCUUAUUUUGGGGUUAGCAAGAUGAAAUAGAAGAAAAAGCAACUCCCUGAUAAAGUUUAUAUAGGCGAUGGAAUUAACAUAUUUGUAGAUGAGGAAUACAGAUAAGAAGUAUUCCCAAAUUCAACAAUCCUGGUGACAGAAUAUUAAAAUCUGGUUGAAGAAAUAAAUGAAUAUCUUGUUAAUAACCAUUAAGAUUUUAUUGUUUAAUCUCAGUCUUAAAGGUAGUAAUAAUAAAUAAAUUAAAUGUAAUUUUUUUCCUAACAAUUAAUGAAUUCCACAUAACUAAGUUAGAAAAAUAAGCAUGAAUUGAUAAAUAGUUUGCAGACUGAUAUGUUUUAUUGUAAGAAGUCAGCUUUUGAAAUAGAUUUACAAACAAGUUGGAUUGGGAGAGAAGAAAAAAAAUAUAAAUCAUUUGAAGUUAUGGAGAGUUAAAAGAAUUCUUAAUAAAUAGUUUAAUUCAACAUUUGUGAUUUUAUAUUUGAAAAUACAAGCCCUUCUGAAUAAUCGCCUUAACUUGGGUUAAUCUUAAAGAAUUAAAACUUAAAUGGGUAAAAAUAAAACAAGACAAAUUUAAAUAACAAAGGAAGAGAGUUAUAUUAAGAUAAUUCAAAUACACCUUAAAGAUCACCUUAAAAGAAGAAAUCAGGAAUUAUUGAAUGUGAAAGUGUCUUUGGCAGCUAAUCUCCUUACAAAUUUUCAAGCAAAUAGUAUGGAUUUUACUAAAGCACACAAAACAACCAAAAAAACAAACGCUAAUAAAUAAGAAAUGUAAAUAGCUAAUAUGACCCUUCUCCUCUUUAGAAUAGCAGCAAAAGAAUUAGUUUGAAUUACUCAAAUUAUUAAAUAAAUGAAGAGUCCCAAAAUAAUUAAAAAGCAGAUGAAUGCUCUUAAAACCUACAAUUUAGCUCUUAUAAUUUCAAUCAAAACCAAUAAGUUUCUAUCGAAAAAUCUCCUCUAAAAUUAGCAAAUGAAGAUUUCAAAUAAAGAGUCUCAAAACUUUCAAAUAGAAAAAGCAUUGAUUUCAAUUGCAAUAACUAAAAUACAGAGCAGACAAAAUAAAAAUCUCCUCAGUCUUCAGAAAAGUUUUCCAACAAAGAGGAAAGUUUGAAUAAGUUUUAUAUUGAUAGCAUCAAAAAAUUGAAUUUCUGCUCUGAAAAUUCCAAACAAGUUGAAGAUAAACAAAAUAUUUUUGAUUUUUCUAAAAACUGCUCAAACAAUUUUCCAAAUAAACAAUAAAAUUCUUAUUACCACACAGAAUAAGAAUAUGACUCAGAUUAAAGCUUUUAAAAUAGUUGUCUAAACAAGGCUUUUCAUAAUGAUAUAAAUAAAAUAAAAAGUGAUGAUGACGAUGAUAAUGAUGAAGGAGAAGAUAUUGAUAAUGAUUGUGAUAAAUCAAGUUCGUUUGAUCUAUGCUCAGAUCAGUAUUCAUUUUUAAAAAAUAAUAAUCUUUCUAAAAGCUCUAAGUUAUCUGAGUGUGUUAGGUCUAGGAGAUCAUUGAAAUUUGAAAAUGUCGAUAUUUUUAAUAAAAAUGAUUUAUUCAUUUCUCCAAACAAAGAGAAGCUCAGAAUGUCUUCUAAAAGAGCAAGUGCAAAAAAGUCCGUUGAAAAACUGAGAAAUACUCAUUAAACAAUAGCAACCAUUUUAAAUAAAUAAAAUUUGAACAACCAAUCUUUUUAAUCUAUUCAAUUUUCUUAGGAAUUUUCUCAAGUUAACCACCCUCAGCAUCCUCAAGAUACCUUCUUUAGUCCAAACUCUCUCGAUGAUAAUAUCUUCAAAAUCAUACCACCACCGAAAAGAAAAAGUAUCAUGAAUAAUAAAGCAAAGAAAACUAAAAAAAUAAAUAUCUGCGAAGAUGAUGACAAUGAUUAUGAGUAUGCUCAGAAUAUAUCACUAAGUGAUGAAAUAAAUAGCAAAAAAAGCUUAACUGAGCAAGAAGAUGAAGAAAUUAAUGAUAUGCUAGAUCAAUACUGUUUCAGUAAUGAGAAUAAGUUCAUUAACUAAAAUAUUUAAAAUAGUUUAAGCAACUUUACUGAUUCUCUGUAAGAAAAAGAAAACUAAAAUUUAAUAAUAAACCAAAGGAAAAGCAAGUCACAGAAUAGCAUGCCGAGAAAAGCUCUUCAACAACUACCAAUUGAAGAGUUUACAGAAGAGGCAGUUUUUAUAGAUAAUCCAAUUUUACCUUUAUUCUUAUCUAAUAAUAACCUUCAUGAUGAUGCUUUCUAUGCAAGUUCAAUCUCUAAUUAAGAAAAUGAAAAUUAAUUAUUCUACUCCCAUAACUAAUUCAGAAAUAGCAGAAACGGGAGAAGCCAUUAAAAUCAAAAUAGCAAUCAUGAGCAGCAUAAAAGUAACUUUGAUGAAAUCAAUUUUCACCUGAAUGAAGAAUCUUAGUUUAACUAAAACUUAGAGGAAAUUCUAAGCAAGUCAAUAUGCCAAAAUAACCAUAAAAACGAUUUUUAAAAUUAACACCACAGCAAUCUUGAAGUUUCAAAUUAAUCAUUGAAUAACUUGAUUUCUAAAACUAAACAGCACCACCGAAAUGAUAAUAUUCACAUCAAUGAAGGAUUCAAAGAAGAUCAACUCUUUAAUCAUAUCAUUGAAGAGACAUGCUUUAAGAAUGAAAAGAAAUUAAAAACAAUAAAAAGAAUGAAUUGA
Messenger RNA from Tetrahymena thermophila SB210, 3459 nucleotides. RefSeq names its product Mad3/BUB1-like region 1 protein. The record is from RefSeq and is a predicted model, not a curated record. Lineage: Eukaryota; Ciliophora; Oligohymenophorea; Hymenostomatida; Tetrahymenidae. Gene Ontology annotation, biological process: meiotic sister chromatid cohesion, centromeric; mitotic spindle assembly checkpoint signaling. Gene Ontology annotation, molecular function: protein kinase activity. The transcript is spliced from 5 exons.